AUAGUAAAGUUAACACAUAAUUACAUGAUUAUAUGUGUAACAAUAAUUUUCAAGUGUCAGAAGAUUGUAUGCACCAUUUAUUGAUAUUAUUAUGUAAUUUUCUUAGUUCUUUAUAAAAAUUCUUUGUAUAGUUACAUUGGAUAAAGUUCGUCGAAUCAGUCUUAAUCGGACUUUAAUAACUUAAUGAGCGCUAAAUAGUUGUAAAUUGUGAAUUCAAAAAUUGAUUCGUUUGCAAGAGAUUAAACGUGCGUAUAUUUGACGUAUUUUAAGCUUUGCACUAUAAUGGAAUCAUAUUAAUAAUCGAUGUCUAUACGAAAACACAAUUGAAAGUAGAAGUAGCAAUUUAAAAAAAAAAAGAAACAUCACUUUAUCGAAUGUAACAAGAGUAAGAAAUGAAUCCACGCAUUCUGUAUUUCUUCCUAAAACGAAAAUGUUUCAAUCGUGAUUCUACGAAUUAGGUUUGUUAAUCGUAAACCACGAUAAAAUUAGUUUUUAGAACUAUUUUCUUUGUUUCUGUCUAUUUUUCAUUUCAGUUUAGUUCGCUUCACAAGUUAUUGUACGUAUGUACAAUUUAUUGGAUUUUAUUUUCAUUUAAUAAAGUUGUUUCAAUAUUUUAUCUUUAUGUUAUUACACCUGUUGAGUGCUUCAUUUAGCAGAGAAUUUUUUAAACGGUAUUUUAGUAAACCGACUGUAAAAUUGAUCAAAGAAUAAAGUAUUAUGUGUUCACUUGUUGGAUUUACACCACGCGUAUCGAUCAUUCGAUGCUUCCGUAACGUUUAUAGUAUUGAGUCGAGAGUUGGCUGUAUUUUAAAAGAUGGCUGCUUCUCGUUACAUCUACCAUACAGUUUGUCAUCGGGACUUCAACCUUACAUGCCCGGCAUGAAUUUACCGCAAGAUGAAAUGAAAUAUUUGCGCAACGACGGCAACUCGAUGAAUAUUUGUUUCGGUUGUGGCAAGAGGUACAAGUGGAGAGACAGUUUGUUAAGGCAUCAAAGAGUCGAAUGUGGUAACAAAGAGAAAAAGUUCUGUUGCAAAUUGUGCCCGAAAAAGUUUUAUCACCAGUACAAGUUAAAUGAACAUUAUCAGGGACGACACAAACUACCGAAGCAUCGUUAUGAUUGAAGUCAUCAUUAAACUUAUGAACUUCAGUGAUCUUUGUUUGACGAAUGAUUUUUAGAAUAUUUUUAUAUUAAUUUUUUGAAAGGUAAA
Molecule: messenger RNA, 1209 nt
Organism: Frieseomelitta varia
Lineage: Eukaryota; Metazoa; Arthropoda; Insecta; Hymenoptera; Apidae
Product: zinc finger protein 331-like
Exons: 2
Coding region: 718-1122 (134 amino acids)
Source: RefSeq, a predicted model, not a curated record